AUGGAGUUACAGGAGAUGUUCCGUUACGGAUACAUGUAUCCACCCCAGGAGGAUGUCGUCGUACCCACGUACCUGGAAUUGCCCAAUUAUGGAUACUUGAAAAAAGAAAUGUGUCUACCACCAGUUAGCACUCUCUCGGUGCCACAGUGUGUACCCUAUGACAACAAUAGCGAUGGAUGGCACACACCGAGUCCUGCGGCGAGUUUGAGAUCCGUCAGUCCGGCCACCACAUCCGCUUCCUCAGAGUCCGAAAGCGGAACUCUCACCGGAAGAAGGGGGUCGAACCUUCACCAGGAGAAGAGGUACGAGAACCUCUCGGUUUCCGGAAAGCAGAUGAAUAGAGUUCAUCAUUAUCAACAUCGUCCGGUUAUAGUGCAAGAGGAACUGGAGAAGGAGAGGUCCUCAAGGCAGAGUGUUGUGAGCAAUGGAAGUAGUUUGGAGGACAGGAUGGACUUGGAGGAAAGCGAGGGUGAGAGUGAAAAUGAGGAGGGUUGCAAUGAGACUACGAGAAGAGGCAAAUAUGUCAGUUCCACGGUUGUCAAGAAGAGGAGACUGGCUGCCAAUGCGAGGGAGAGGCGCAGGAUGCAAAACCUCAACAAGGCAUUUGACAGGCUCAGGACUUAUCUUCCGUCUUUGGGGAAUGAUAGGCAGUUGUCCAAAUAUGAAACACUGCAAAUGGCGCAGUCGUACAUUACUGCACUUUAUGAUUUGCUCCAGUAA
Molecule: messenger RNA, 720 nt
Organism: Belonocnema kinseyi
Lineage: Eukaryota; Metazoa; Arthropoda; Insecta; Hymenoptera; Cynipidae
Gene: ato
Product: basic helix-loop-helix transcription factor amos-like
Exons: 1
Coding region: 1-720 (239 amino acids)
Molecular function (GO): protein dimerization activity
Source: RefSeq, a predicted model, not a curated record